Lolium perenne is the source of this 766-nucleotide messenger RNA. Lineage: Eukaryota; Viridiplantae; Streptophyta; Magnoliopsida; Poales; Poaceae. The record is from RefSeq and is a predicted model, not a curated record.
AUGGAGGAACUCGUGGCGGCGAGGCGGAAGUUGGCGCUGUCCAUGGAGUCGUUCAAGACCACGAUUGACGAAUCCCAGAGUUUUCUCGGGGAACUCGUCAACAGCUACACCAAAGGCAUACGAGGGGCGACGCCCGCCAAGUUGAUGUUGUUUGGCUUUGGCCUCGACAUUGGCGACGUUGAGGUUGUGGCCGCAUCUCUGCCGCCGAGCCUCACAUCCACGACCAUCCUGGUUCUUGCUGGGGUCUUGAUCACCGCCCUCAAGCCGGAAGCGUUGACGCCCACCACCUGUUCGACACAGGUCCUGGCCAGCAUCGUCAAUGCCAUGAGUGCCAAGCUGAACCACUGUACAGUUCCUGCACUCACGUCAAGUGGCAUACAAGAGGUUGUGAACCCAUGGGUGCAAGAUAAGGCAUCACUCAUUCUUGCACAUGAGGUGCUCGGGGAAAUCUUCGUGCAGACCGGCACUGCUGUUAUUGUUGCUAGAAGCAUUGGCGACUCAGCAACACGAACCAGACGUGAACCAGUCCAGGUCCAGCUGCACAAAGGCAUCAAAUACAACCAUGUUCGUGACUCUCCGUGACUAUGGGUGAGCACAACCUCGUUCUGGCAGCGCUGGCCUCCUUGGGCUAUUGGUACUUCCGACAUCAAUCUGGAGCAAUAGAAGGAUCUGCUACUCCUCUCAUCUGCGAGCAACUACGAUGCCAGGGACUGGCUGCUAAUGAUUGACCCCCUUCCACGACAAAGAGGAUCAAACGUAUCAACAU